Molecule: messenger RNA, 3483 nt
Organism: Symbiodinium sp. CCMP2456
Lineage: Eukaryota; Dinophyceae; Suessiales; Symbiodiniaceae
Source: the annotation of a GenBank genome assembly
AUGAUCAGCGAGAUCAUGGCUCGGUGGACGGCCGAGGAUUUCGUCCAGGAGUUGAGCUCCAUCCAGAAGUUGGCCUCCAUGAGGCCAGGGACGGAUGUGGAGGCGAAGCUCGUGGUGCAGCUGCAGGAUCGCAUGAAGCAUCACCCGGGGUGGACAGCAGACCAGCUCUGCAAGAUGAUGGAAGCCGUCACCAAGUCUAGCUUGUCUGCUAGCAACAAAGACGGCUUGCUCAAAGCUUUGGAUGAUGCAGCAUGCCCCACAAUAGCUGGCCAAUCGCAGGUAAAAUUGACCAGCAAACCCCAGACCCUCGUGCAGAUCUUCAAUUACUUGUCCAAGCAGGACUGGACCAGAAUGGCAUCUUCCAGUUCGUGGGACUGCACUGUCAUCAUGUCCGAAAGAUUGAAGAGGUGCGGGUUGACAUCCUUGAAAGAGGAGACCAAGAAAUGGGGUACUGCCGUGAUCGUGCAUCUUCAAGUGGAGCGGUCGAAUGUGGCACCCAGCUACGACCAGGUGUAUUACCUUGCUGAGCAGCUUCACAAGGUGUUCUUGAACACCUUGGUGAAGAAGAAAGCUUCGGGAUGCACCGUGUACCCGCUCCACCCGCACGAGCUGGGAUCCGCCUUCCUUGAGCAAGCCUACGACGAAGGUGACCCUCCUGAGCCCAGGGAGUUGCCAGGUCUUGCAGCCAGAGUGGCUCACGAGACACCGGUACGUAGCACAUCGUGCUUGCUGUCUUGGAACCAAGACAAGUCCAACAAGAACAAGGCGAAGGAUGGCGGCGACCAGGGUUUGGUCGGCCUCAUGCAAAGAUUCUUGCAGCAGACUGUUGGCCACAUGGACCCCAACACUUUGCAGGCUUUGCAGCUGGCCAAGACUGCCGGUCAGUCAGCUUUGCAGCAACCAUCCCCCGUAGCAUCCUCGGCGGCUUUGCAGCCAACCACUCUGCCAAGCAGCAGCAUUGCUCCCGCCCCUAGCAAUUUGGAUGCUGGAUUGCAUGCUUCCCCGAGUUUGCAGGUUCUGCAGAACAUGGCCUCGCCUCAGCAUGGCACCCAAGCGGACUCUGCACUGCGAGUCCCGGCCCAGCAAUGCACCAGAGAGUCCAUGCUGCAGAUCCCAGCAUCCUCCACUCAGGUUCCUUCAACCCACCAGGGCCAAGUAGUGCCUGCGGCCUCCCUGCCUGCUGCUGCGACUUUGCAAGCUGAGAAUCCCCCUGCAACAAACCCAAGUCAUGCAACUGAGGGCAAGUUGGAGGCAAUCGAAAGGGAGGUUUUCGAGGGUCUUCAAAAGCAGCAGGAGAAAAGGAAGCGAGGUGAGCCUAAGCCAUGCAAAAAGCCAGCAGCCAGAUCACAGGCCGUAGCACCCCCUAAGGCCAAGGAAGGCAAGGAGGGAACCCCGGCAAGUCAGCUGAAACUGGGUUGCAUCCGAUGCCGAGGCUGCAGGACUGGAUGCAGCCAGUGCCAAGACCCCAACUUCAAAGGGCUGAGGCUGACAAGGGAGGAAUGGAAGGAAUGGUAUGAGAGGCGAAAGCUCGAGCUGGCCCGUGGCAAGUCCAAGGCGAAGUCCAAGGCCUCCAGCAAGAAGACGAAGAAGUCCUAUUUGUCCAGCAAGGAGUCCUACGGCCCGUUGUUUGAGGAACACGAAGCCAAAACGGUUGCAGGUGCCACCGCCACUUUUUUGUUGGUCAAUGUCCUCAGCCUCCUGGACGGCAUCUGCCGUUCUGGUGGAGCUUUCUACAAGUUGCUCCGUGAUUGUGCGGCAAAAACUGCUGACCGACCUCUCCGAUUCGCUUUGUAUUCGGACGAAAUCAUCCCUGGGAACGUACUGUCGGCACGUACUUCACGGAAAACUUGGUGUGUUUACAUGAGUUGUGUGGAUUUCCCGCCGCAAGUGCUGGCGAUGGAAGAAGCAUGGCUCACAAUCGCACUGCUAAGGAGCUCUUUUGUGGCAUCCCUGGAGGGAAGUAUCAGCCAGAUCUUCAAAAUUAUUUUUCGUAGCAUCUUCCUGCAUGCAAAGCAUGACCCGACAGCAGGUGUUUGGAUGCAGGGCCCUGGUGGAGGCUUUCAUUUAUCAUUCCUCCCAACUAUGAUUAUACAAGAUGGGGCUGCUCACAAGUUUGUGUGGAGUGUGAAGGGGGAUGGCGGUUGCAAAUAUUGCCUGUUAUGUGGUAAUCAACGAGCUGAUCCUCGCAACGAAGAGCGAAUCGCCAAACAUUCCUAUGCUGACCUGCAUCUUGUUUCCGAUGAGGAUAUUUGGGAUUCUUGGUCGAGGCUCGCCGAGCAGAAGGGCCGGUGUUCAAUCAAAGAUUUUGGGCUUUGGCAACAAGCCACAGGGUGGACAUUCAGCGAAGAAAGCAUCUUCUCCGACCCUCUGCUCAAAAAUGUGGUCAGACCAGCGAGUAUGUUCGUUCACGAUUGGAUGCAUUGCUGCUUGAGUAAUGGUACAUUGAACGAUUCAACCUGGUUACUUCUCAGUGCCACGAAAGACCAUGGCUUCAAGGAUGUUUUUGUCACCCUGCACAAAUACGUGGAUCUAUGGACAUUGCCGUCUUCCUUUGCCCACAUCAAGUUGAAGCUACUCUUCGAGACCAAGAGGAUGAAGUCCUGUAAGGACGCCGGCAAGUUUAAGACCACCGCCAGCGAGAUGCUGACCUUGAACCCGGUCCUAGCUUUCUUUGUUCGCACAUGUAUCCUUGCCAAAGGAUUCCUAGCAUCCGAAUGCCAGGCCUUCUUGCAGAUGAGCCUGAUGGUUGAACUGCUUCAAGCAGCUUGUCAUGGCUUUUCUUGUGUGACGCCUUCCAUGUUGAGACAGGCCGCCGACGAAUGCAUGGCCUCCUGGUUUGCAACGGGCUGGGGCGAACACGUAACUAGGAAGAUGCAUUGGCUGCUACACAUGGGCGACCAUUUUGAGAAACAUAAAAGGUUGCCUGCAACCUUCGGCAUGGAGCGGAAACACAAGACCAUCACUCGAUAUGCUGGGCCCAUCCAGAAUACCAGGGCGUUUGAGCGAUCUCUCUACGAGGAAGUCAUUGCUCACGAGUUGUGGCACUUAGAGAACCUGCCCGAGUUUCCAUUAGGCCUCGCUUUGGUGAACCCAAAGAAGAAGACACCUGCCAAAUUGAGGGACCUGGUUUUGCAGAGUUUCCCGGGUGUGCCGAAGGAAGACCUAUCGGUCGCUACGAAUCUCCGGCUUCCUGGGGGUGGGGUGGCGAGCAAAGGAGACGUCUGUUUGCUAAAAUCAGACAAUGCUCGAGCCGCCCCCUGGGAUUGCGCCGAGGUUUGGUGCCAUGUGUCCGUGCUAGGCAAGCUGUGGUCCGUGGUUUCCCUCUGGACCUUGCAGGAGUACCAGAAGCACACACACAGUGCAUUGUGGACCGAGGUGGAGCAGCCCGUCAUUAUCGACAGCAACGACAUCUUGACUGCUGUAUAUUACUUCAAAGACACGAACGGUGUCCGAACUCUGAUCCCGUUUCACCUCCGCACCUGA